AUGCGGUUACUACUACUGCUAAUUCUAGCCCCGGCUGCGCUCGCACUAUAUUGUCCCUCAAACUGCUACUGCGGGCUGUAUGAUGAACUGGAAUACAGAUGCAAGUCUGGCAGCAACAAACUAACAUAUAACGCGAGGAACAAUGAGUAUGUCAACAUACAAUGUCAGGGUGCAAACCUCACCUGCGCAGAUUUCCCUCAGAUCAAUUUCGCCAAUAAUCAAACUCUCCCAUCCCUCUGGCUGAAGGGAUGUCCUCCUUCCAUCAUCCCCUGCCUGAACGACGCGCUGAUGACGUCAUCGAUAAGUUUUGUGACUCUCACGAAGUUACGAGCACCUUUGCGAGCUGAUGAUGUAGAGCAUCUAGGAGAGGUACAGGAGAUCAUGAUAUCUGAGGGUCCAAAAGACCCGCUACCACCAUCAGCUCUCGAGAAACUCCCAACUCUUCGACGGCUGCGAAUCACCAGCACUGCAAUGACCCUCAACAUAUCCACUUUCGCCCAGUCUCCAGGAUUAGAGUACUUGGAGCUAUCAGACCCUGAGAUCACGGAGAUCCCCUCGGGGAUAUUUGCUGGUCUCCACAAGUUGAAGAUGCUUAACUUUUGGGGAAACAGUUUGAGUGACGUGGAGGUGGAUUCUUUGUUAGGUCUGGACUCAUUAGAAAACCUAUCGUUUACCACGAGUCGACUAGCAAAUAUAUCUCCCGGGGCAUUUAAACACGUGCCGAACUUAAAAUCUCUGUACAUAAUGAAGAAUAGAAUCGAAGAGAUCGCUCCAGGACUGUUGACUAACUUGACUCAACUGGAAAAUAUAACGAUACAAUUAAACGACAUCAAGUUACAUUUACAUUCAAACUCGAUCACCAAUCUGCCAGGUCUAAAGAAUCUUAUAAUCAAGGACUGCUUCGCUGAAUUACCGAAAGACUUAAUUACCGGCUGUGAGGCCCUUAUCACUUUGGACCUCUCCCAAAACCGGAUAACGGGUAUACCGGAUAAUUUUUUCAAAGAUUUGAAGAAUUUAGAACAUCUUGAUUUGAGCUAUAAUAGAAUUGCUAAAUUGAAUAGUGGAGUUUUAUCGCCUUUGAAGCAAUUGAAGUAUUUGAACCUGGACCGGAAUCACUUGGAGGUUUUGCCUGAAUUCUUCUUCGCUGGCCUAAGGAAAUUGGAAGAACUAUCGAUCAACGAAAAUUUACUCACCACGAUAAAUGCCUUAGCGUUCCAAGGCGCCACGUCUUUGCAAACAAUAUCAAUGAUGGGAAACAAAUUGGCGUUGAAAUCGCAAGAACAAAUCGAAUAUGCAUACAACAUGGGAUUUGAAGUAUAUUCUCCAUUCAACACUUUGAUCGAGUUAAAAAAGUUGAUAUUGAGUCGAAAUAAUAUCACCACCAUUUUUGACGAUUGGAGAAUCGUGUUCACCAAUUUGGAAGUACUGGAUUUGUCUCAUAACCGUAUUGAGAAUUUAAAUCCGGACAAUUAUCAGUUCCUAAGCAAAAAGGUGACAGUGGACUUGCAGUAUAAUAAUAUAAGUACUGUAGGCAUGUACCAGCCUACUGUGUCGAUUGAUCAUUCGAAUCAGUAA
Molecule: messenger RNA, 1575 nt
Organism: Spodoptera littoralis (African cotton leafworm)
Lineage: Eukaryota; Metazoa; Arthropoda; Insecta; Lepidoptera; Noctuidae
Source: the annotation of a GenBank genome assembly